This is a messenger RNA of Mytilus californianus (California mussel), 8262 nucleotides long. RefSeq names its product CCR4-NOT transcription complex subunit 1-like. Gene Ontology annotation, biological process: nuclear-transcribed mRNA catabolic process, deadenylation-dependent decay. Gene Ontology annotation, molecular function: molecular adaptor activity. NCBI's taxonomy places the organism in Eukaryota, Metazoa, Mollusca, Bivalvia, Mytilida, Mytilidae. The record is from RefSeq and is a predicted model, not a curated record. Gene Ontology annotation, cellular component: CCR4-NOT core complex; P-body. The transcript has 49 exons. Bases 200 to 7957 code for a protein of 2585 amino acids.
ACGGAUUUAACAUGGCUGCUGUGACGCCAUGUCGGUGUUAAAAAUGACAAUGUAAAAUCGUAGAAAUUUCCAGAUGCCAGGCCAACAGAGGCCCCAUAUGACUAAUUUACUUUAUAAAUAUUGUGCAGAGAGUGUAUAUAUUGGACUUAGAGAGCUUCAAACUGAUUUGGGGCUUUCGUUUUCAGUUUAAUGGAAUAAUAUGAAUCUUGACUCAUUAUCUUUUGCCUUGGCUGAAAUAAGUUAUUCAGUGGCCAAUUUGACAAAGAAAAAUUUUAAAUCGAGUAUAACAGAAAUCAGUCAUCUUGUAAAUCAACACGGAGCAGAAGCUGAUAGACAUUUAUUUCGUUGUCUUUUUUCUCAUGUUGAUUUUAGUGGUGAUGGUCGUAGUAGUGGAAAAGACUUUCACCAGACUCAGUAUUUGAUUCAAGAGUGUUGUUCAUUGCUGAGUAAACCCAAUUUUGUAUCCAUAUUGUGUUAUUCUGUUGACAAUCCAUUACAUCAUCAAAAGAAUUUGAAACCCUCCCCUCAUUUGCUGCCACAGAUCAGCAAAGUUAUAAAGUUAAAUCGUGUUCAAGAAGUAACAUUUGGCAUUGCACUUCUCCAUUCUUCAAACAGUGAGACUCGUCAAUACGCAAGCCAGUUUGUCAGACAGAAGCUUCCUGACCUUAUUAGAUCCUAUGUCGAUCCAGAAUCAAGUUUAAGACAAGAAGGUGGACUACAGGACGUUGCCAUAGAAGUUUUACAUCUACUCGUGGUUCACCUCAUUCGUAACAAAGAUAACUUUGGAAUUGGAAACGAUCAAAAGGAAGUGUUUUUGUCAACAUUAAGGAAAGAUUUCCCACACGAAAGAGUUCCAGUUAUUUUGGGACCUUUAUUGUAUCCAGAAUCGGAAGAUUUAGCUGUUGAUAAACUGACAGAUAUAUCAAACAUGCCUAAAUCAGUGGUAUGUAAAUCUAACAUGCCCAACUCAGUGUUUGAUUCCUCCUUGGAUUAUAUGAUCUUAGAAAGAGGAUACAGUUGUACAGCAAGUCCUGAAGAAUGCAGAGUAAUGCUAAUGCAGUUUGGAGUAAGGGAAGUAACUCCUGCAUCAGUUGCUAAAGUACUUGGAAUGAUGGCAAGAACACCAACGGGGCUAAACAUGCAUAGUGAUCAGGUGACUUCUGACUGGGAUAUGUCAGAUAAGACAGAGAAGCCUGGGAUUAAUACAUGGAAUGUGGAUGUCUUCAUCGGUGUGGUACAAGAUUUGGUAUGUACCUCGUGGAACAACAGACAGGCUCCUCACUUUAAUUGGAGAGAUGUGGUGAUAGAACUUGAUCACCCUAACUUCAUGGUCCUCAACAAAAAGGGACUACGGUUACUUGUACAGGGACUAAUUAAAGGACUACAGGAAGUUUUCCCCAUUGAUUACAUAUACAGGCCAUGGAAAAAUACAGAAGGACAGUUGUCAUUGAUUGUACAGGCCUUACGUAACCCAGAUGUCUUCUGUUUUGCUGAUUACCCUUGUCACACAGUGGUAACAGACAUACUUAAGGCAGCACCAGAUGAUGACAAUAGAGACAUUACAACAUGGAGAUCAUUAGAUAUGGUUGAGACAUUACUGAGGUUAUCAGAAGCAGGACAUUACCAACAAAUAUCCGAGUUAUUCAAGUUCCCAAUACAAAACUGUCCAGACAUGCUGGUAUUGGCAUUACUACAAAUCACACCUACAUGGAACACAUUGAAACAAGAACUGAUCUCCACUUUGAUGCCAAUAUUCCUCGGAAAUCAUCCAAAUUCAGCUGUUGUACUGCAUUAUGCAUGGCAUUGUCAGGGUCAUUCCAAUACAAUUCGUACCCUUAUCAUGCACUCUAUGGCUGAAUGGUACAUGAGGGGAGAGCAACAUGACCAGAACAGAUUAUCUCGAAUUCUGGAUUGUGCUCAGGACUUGAAGGCAUUAUCAAUGUUGUUAAAUGCCACACCAUUUGCCUUUGUGAUAGACCUAGCUUGUCUUGCCUCCCGUAGGGAGUACCUCAAGUUAGACAAGUGGUUAUCAGAUAAAAUCAGAGAACAUGGGGAACCAUUUAUACAGACUUCUGUAAACUUUCUGAAAAGAAGAUGUCCCCAGUUGAUGGGUGGACCACCAAAGGAUGACCAACAACAGAUCAAAAGUCAAAUGCUACCUCCAGAUACUAUAGGGACAAUGUUGGCUUGUCUGCAGCAGUGUGCUAGUCAAGUAUCACAAGAGCUGUCAGAAGCCAUAUUAACAAUGGUUGCCAAUGCCAAUAUUUUGAUGAAUAAGACUAGACCAGUUGGCCCUGCUGGAAUGGGACCAAAGCCUACUAUACCAAAUAUUGGCCCAACAUUAGGAAAUCCUCUGGAUUCAUUAGAGAAUUCAAACCCUUUAGGAAUCCCAAAAUCUUGGGGCAUGAGUGGUGGAGGUUUCCCACAGACUUUGGCUUCCAGUGGAACAGGAUUUCCACCAAGUUUGUCUUCAAGUGGAACUGGAUUUCCACCAAGUUUAACUUCUAGUGGAACAGGAUUUCCACCAAGUUUAUCUACUAGUGGAACAGGAUUUCCACAGCCUUUAUCCAGCAGUGGUGCAGGAUUUCCACAAAGUCUGUCCACCAGUGGCUCUGGAUUUCCCCAAAGUCUAUCAACCAGUGGCUCAGGAUUUCCACAAAGUUUAUCUACAAGUGGCUCAGGAUUUCCACAAAGUCUAUCCAGCAGUAACUCUGGAUUUCCACAAAGUCUAUCCAGCAGUGGCUCAGGAUUUCCCCAAAGUCUAUCAACCAGUGGCUCAGGAUUUCCACAAAGUCUAUCAACCAGUGGCUCAGGAUUUCCUCAAAGUUUAUCUACAAGUGGCUCAGGAUUUCCACAAAGUUUGUCCACUAGUGGCACAGGAUUUCCACAAACUUUGUCUAGUAGCAGUGGAGCAGGAUUUCCACAGAGCCUGGCAUCCCUUACAACAUCAACCACACCUGGUUCCCCAGCUAAGGGAUUUCCUCCUACCAGUGCUGCUAGCUUUGGUGCAAUACAAUCUUUAACAUCACAGCUUCAAAAUAUAUCCAUGAACAACCCUAUAGGAGCCCCUAGGAGCUCUGUGAACUCAUUAGGUGCCAUAAUGGCUGGAGCUGGAAUAAAACCAACACAGCAACAGCAGCCACAAACACCACAGCCAACACAGCUUCCAGGUCAACAACCACAACAGCCACCUAUUAGACCAGCACCAUCUGGUGACAUGACAAAUAUAUUUGCUGACAUAUCCCAGCAGUUUUCUACAGAAGUAGAAGAUGAAGCAAAUUCUUACUUCCAGAGGAUUUAUAACCAGCCUCCGCAUCCUACGAUGUCUAUAGAUGAAGUCCUGGACAUGCUGAAAAGAUUUAAAGACUCCCCUAACAGGAGAGAAAAGGACGUGUAUGAAUGCAUGCUGAGAAAUUUGUUUGAAGAAUACAGAUUUUUCCCACAGUACCCUGAACGAGAAUUAUUAACUACUGCAUACCUUUUUGGGGGUAUAAUUGAAAAGGGGCUUGCAACGUAUAUGGCUUUAGGCAUUGCAUUGCGAUAUGUUUUAGAAGCUUUGAAGAAACCACACAACACAAAGAUGUACAUAUUUGGUAUUGCUGCUUUAGACAGAUUUAAAACCCGGUUAAAGGAUUAUCCUCAAUAUUGUCAACAUUUGGCAGCUAUACCUCAUUUUAGUCAGUUUCCUAAUCAUCUCAUAGAGUUUGUCGAAUAUGGUGCUAGAUCUCAAGAACCACCUCCGCAUACAACAUCAUCUAGAAGUUUAACUCCAACGGUGCCAGGCAUUUCUAAUGCCCUCACAGCAGGACUGACCAAUAACCUUGGUAUAACGUCAGGCACUGUAACACCGACUACAACACUGGAAAGUAUGGUGGCCACUACAACAACUUUGACAACUUCUGUAACAACAACAGCAACCACAACAACAUCAAAACCAGCUGCAGCUCUUCCAAAACCAUCAAUAGCUAGUGCUACAAAUAUUGACACAUUGUUAGCAGGACAAUUGAAAGAAAACAUACCACCACCUCCAGAAUCUGUUCAGGACAAAAUCUUUUUCAUAUUCAACAAUCUCUCUUUGGCUAAUAUGAAUCAAAAGGGUGAGGAAUUGAAGAAGGAAGUAUCUGAGGAUUAUAUGCCUUGGGUUGGUCAAUACCUUGUCAUGAAGAGGGCCAGUAUUGAACCUAACUUUCACACAUUGUAUGCCAGUUUUGUUGAUGUACUUGGAAAUGGAGAAUUUCAACAGCAAGUUAUCAGAGAGACUUUUAGAAAUAUAAAGGUUUUGUUAUGCAGUGAUAAAGGAGAUGCCAAUUUUUCAGACCGGACAUUAUUGAAGAAUUUAGGUCACUGGAUAGGAAUGCUGACGCUAGCAAAGAAUAAACCUAUUCUUCAGCUUGAGAUAGAUAUCAAGUCCUUGCUGUAUGAAGCUUACCACAAAGGGGCAAGAGAACUACUGUAUGUUGUGCCAUUUAGUGCUAAAAUAAUAGAAUCAUGUGCUAAAAGUAAGGUUUUUAAACCUCCAAAUCCAUGGACAAUGGGAAUAAUGAAUGUUUUGGCAGAGCUACAUAUGGAACCAGAUCUGAAAUUGAACCUGAAAUUUGAGAUAGAAGUUUUAUGUAAAACUCUAAGCAUUGACCUGAGUGACUGUCGACCAACUAUGUAUCUGAAAGAUGUAAGUAGAAUUUCGGAAAUAGAGCCCCAGUUGUCACCAGGUAGUAAGCUACCACAUCCACUGCCAGACUUGACCCCACAGCCUGGGGACCAAGCAGCCAUGAUGACAGCUGGAACACCAACUGUUCCAACAACAGCCAGAGGCACCACACCAACAACGACGCCUAACUUACCACCACGUCCUCAAUUCUCAUACGAUGAUGUCAAUACUGCUAACAUGGCAACCAUUGGUAAUCUGUGUACUAUUAACGAUCAGAUUGCACUAUUCCAAGCCAAUCCUCAGCUGAAACAGCUGGUAAAGAUUGCAGUUGAAAAAUCUUUACAGGAGUUACUUCCUCCUGUUGUUGAAAGAACAAUAAAGAUUUCAUUGGUGACCUGUGAACAAAUUAUCAAAAAGGAUUUUGCAUUGGAUCCUGAUGAGAGCAGAAUGAGGGCAGCUGCACAUCACAUGGUUCGUCACAUGAUUUCUGGACUGGCUUUAAUUACUAGCAGGGAACCAGUACUUGUUAAUAUCAGCAACAAUUUAAAGAGUGCUUUCCUGUCAACACUAAGGAUUGAUGCAAAUUUCCAAGGAGCAACUCCACAACAAAAGGAAAUGAUAGAACAAGCUGCACAACAAGUAGCACAGGAUAAUACAGAAUUAGCUUGUGUCUUCAUCCAGAAAACUGCCAUAGAAAAAGCAAUACCAGAUAUUGACAAAAGAUUAGCUACAGAAUUUGAACUUAGAAAACAUGCUAGAACAGAGGGUAGACGUUACUGUGAUCCUGUCGUACUGACGUAUCAAGCUGAGAGAAUGCCAGAACAAAUCAGAUUAAAGGUUGGAGGAGCCACUCCAAGUCAGUUAUCUGUAUAUGAAGAGUUUGCCAGGAACAUCCCAGGAUUUCUACCAGCUGGAGAUCCCUCCUUUCCUCCUGGAGCUGUACCUGCUAAACCACAGCCUACAUACAGUGAUGAAUCCUUCCAAUUGUUUGAGAGAAUUAUUCGUGAGAUAGAGCAACACGUACAACAGUUACAGAUCAUGUUCCCUGCCAGUAACCCACAGAUCAAUCAGCUCCACAGUCUUUUGGAAGCCUUGAUCAUGCUCAGAAAUUCCAGAGAACAAGUUACAGUAGUCAAUCUAAUACAGAAAGCUGUUGAGGGUUUAUUAGAACAUCUGCAAGGAUUAUCAGCAGAUCAGGAACUCACGUUGAGGUUCAAGGAAUGUAACUUGACAGUUCUGAGAGCGCUACAGGAAAUGAGAGCAUUUGGAUUUGGCGGAUCUUGGACAAAUAAACAAGUAACUAGGUGUAUGAUAGAAGCUAAUGAACAACACAAAUAUACAAUAGAAGCUGUAGAUUGUUUGAUACGAAGUCAGCUAGUUAACAUGCCCCAGUACGACAUGUAUCUAGCCCAGCUGAUGGAGAAUGGUAUGAAUUAUAUGGCUGUAAGUCUGGCCAUGCAGGUAGUCCAAAGAUUCUGUGUUGAUGAUAAGGCUUCAGCUACUGAGAGUGACUUUACAAACACCAUUGAAGCAUUGACAACAAUAUCUACUCGAACUAGACAAUCCCCAGAAGGCUUGAGUAACUUACUGGAGAAUUUGAGACCAAACACUGACUUUGGCUUAGAGAGAGCUUUGGGAGGUCCCACAACUAUGAUGCAGACUGGUAUAUUACAAGCCAGAGAGAUAGAUGAUCCUCCUGGACUUCAUGAUAAAGCAGAACUGUUAUUGAGAGAUUGGGUGAACAUGUACCACUCACCCCAGGCAGGACGUGACAGCACAAAAGCAUUUACAGCAUUUGUUCAAUCGAUGCACCAACAAGGGAUUCUAAAAACAGAUGAUCUCAUUACACGUUUCUUUCGUCUUUGUACUGAGAUGUGUGUAGAUUUGUGUUACAGGGCUUUAAUAGAUCAGACCCAGAACCCUGCUAUUGUCAGGACCAAAUGUUUCUAUACACUUGAUGCCUUCGUAAGGCUGAUUGCACUGCUGAUAAAACAUUCUGGUGACACUACAAACACAAUCACAAAGAUCAAUUUAUUAAAUAAGGUACUUGGUAUAGUAGCAGGUGUAUUACUACAAGAUCAUGCAGUAAGAAACACAGAAUUCCAACAACUGCCAUAUCAUCGUAUAUUUAUCAUGCUAUUUAUAGAACUCAAUGCACCAGAUCAUGUACUGGAAAAUAUCAACUAUCAAGUCCUAACAGCUUUCUGCAAUACCUUCCAUGUGUUGAGGCCUGCCAAAGCUCCAGGGUUUGCCUAUGCUUGGUUAGAGUUGAUAUCACACAGGGUAUUUAUAGGAAGGAUGUUAGCGCUGACCCCACAACAGAAGGGUUGGGGAAUGUAUGCUCAGCUUCUAAUAGAUUUAUUUAAAUUUCUGUCUCCAUUCUUGAGGAAUGCUGAACUUACCAAACCUACACAAAUGUUGUAUAAAGGAACUUUACGUGUAUUAUUGGUGCUACUUCAUGAUUUCCCAGAAUUCCUCUGUGAUUACCAUUAUGCUUUCUGUGAUGUGAUACCACCAAACUGUAUUCAGAUGAGAAAUCUAAUCUUAAGUGCUUUCCCUCGUAAUAUGAGGUUACCAGAUCCAUUUACACCUAAUCUCAAGGUGGAUAUGUUGGCUGACAUUGCUCAUGCCCCAAGGAUACUUACAAACUUUGCAAAUAUGAUUCAGCCAGCACAGUUUAAAAAGGAUUUGGAUUCAUAUUUAAAGACGAGAUCACCAGUCACUUUCUUGUCAGAUUUACGUUCAUAUCUACAGGUAAAAAAUUCGAAUGAACCAGGAAUGAGAUAUAACAUUCCUCUGAUGAAUGCCUUAGUAUUAUAUGUAGGGACACAGGCAAUAGCUUUCAUCAAUAGUAAAGGACAAACUCCUAGUAUGAGUACUAUAGCUCACUCAGCUCAUAUGGACAUUUUCCAAAAUCUUGGAGUUGAUCUGGAUACUGAGGGUCGAUAUUUAUUCCUGACAGCAAUAGCUAACCAGCUGAGGUACCCCAAUAGUCACACUCACUAUUUCAGUUGUACGCUCCUUUACCUGUUUGUAGAGGCUAAUAUUGAGGCUAUUCAGGAACAAAUUACAAGAGUUCUAUUGGAGAGACUGAUUGUUAACAGGCCACAUCCAUGGGGCUUGUUGAUCACAUUUAUUGAACUUAUUAAGAAUCCUCAGUUUAAAUUCUGGAACCAUGAGUUUGUCCAUUGUGCUCCAGAAAUUGAGAAAUUAUUUGAGUCUGUAGCCAGAUCUUGUAUGCAGCCAAAGUCUGGUGGAUCAGGCAAUACACAAAAUCUGAGAGAAACUGACACCACAGAACUUCACUGAUUUACAAAUCAUGGCGUCACACUAGACAAUAAAUCCGUCAAAUUUUCAUUGUUGUUAAUUGUUGUGAACAUUUUUAAGAACUUUUUGAAGGAUUAUGAAGACUUUUGUAUUUAUUUUUGUGAAAUGACAUCAAGAGAAGAUAUAUUUUGUUGAGAGUACAUCAAAUUGGGCCACUAAGUAACUUGUUUCAUUUGUAAAUAUGGUGUCAGAUCAUGACUCUGACUACAAUGACUAUUGUUGACAAAGAUGUGUUGAGUGUCAAUACUUCCCCAAAUUUGUUUGAAUAAAUUAUAACAUAUUUGAAA